AUGGAGGCCGAGGUCGACGACCCACUUUGGCCACCGCCAUACGUUGUGCAGGACGAUAUGAUGGUUGCUACAGCAGGUUAUGAAGCGAGUACCUCUUGGCCUCGACCAGAAUACGUCGCCGAUAACAUCACCUACGAGCGAUUACUCAUCCUGCUCGAGCACCAAAUCAUCGACGCCAUGCCGAAUUUUACAAACGGGCUUCCACCAUGUGAAUUGUGCCUUCAUCAAAGCAAGGAACCAGCUUACCUAAAUUAUAACCUCGUGGUCAUCGGUAUCAUCUUGCCGAUCGUUGGCUUUUUUGGAUUAAUCGGGAACGCACUUUCGGCAUUUACCUACAGUCGUCCAGAAAUGCGCUCCUCAACAAAUAAUUACUUGUGUGCGUUGGCUUGCUCAGACAGUGCCGUUAUUUUGACAGGGAUUUUCAUUUUUACUGUGGAUUCGAUUCGGCGAUAUUCUCUACCAAUAAACACCCUCUUUGCCGCGAUGAGCCCGACAUUAUACACGAUGGGGUUGAUAGCUCAGACGUGCUCUGUCUAUUUUACGGUCGUCGCUGGCAUCGAUUGCUUUAUACAAGUUUGCCUGCCGACAAAAAUCAAAAAUUUAUCAACGGGCCGAGGAAUCACGCGGAAUACCAUACUUGCCGUCGUUUUAUUUUCGAUCCUCUACAAUAUACCUCAUUGUUUUGAGGCUGUUGUAAUCAGCUGUUACCAUAAUCAGUAUGAUGGCCCGUCUUAUGAAGUUUGUCCAGCACCGUUAAGGUAUAAUGAAAUGUAUGCCACUGUAUAUUAUAAAUACAUGUAUUCCAUAUUCCUUGCUGUCGGCCCGUUGAUUCUUUUGAUAAUGCUAAAUGUAUGCAUCAUCACCGUAUCCGUGUUCUCUUCUGGACCUUCGAAUAAUGGAGAUACGAUAUCGCUGAUCCUAGUCGUCCUCCUUUUUAUCUUUUGUAACUCCGCCGCGCUCCUGCUCAAUAUAUUCGAAGAAGAGCUAGAUGAGCGCCUGAAACACAAUAUGAAUUACAUAAUCGAUUUAUCCAAUCUACUGGUCGUCUUCAAUUCGAGCUUCAAUUUUGUGAUAUACAUGAAAUUCUCCGAUGCUUUCCGCAAUACAUUAAAACUACAUUUAAACGGGAGAAGAGCCGUGAAGACUAGCAGAACUUCCAGGGUU
Mesorhabditis spiculigera is the source of this 1164-nucleotide messenger RNA. Lineage: Eukaryota; Metazoa; Nematoda; Chromadorea; Rhabditida; Rhabditidae. The record is from the annotation of a GenBank genome assembly.